AUGGAUCCGUCCGCCGCCGGCGCCGGCGCCUCGCGGCGGAAGGCGGAGCAGUGGUUGAACGUGGCUGAGAAGCUCCUGGUGGCGCGCGACCUUGAAGGGUGCAAGCAGUUCGCCUCGCAGGCCCUGGCCGCCGAUCCCCACACCCCGGGCGCCGACAACCUCCACGCCGCCGCCGGCUCCCUCCUGGCAGCCCAGCGGCGCCGCCUCCCCAACGGUCAGCCUGAUCCCUACGGCGUCCUUGGUCUGGAUCCCGCAAACCCCGCAUCACGCCGACCGGAUGCCAUCCACUCACAAUACCGCCGCCUCUCUUUCCUCCUCAAUCGCUCCCACCCCGACCGCCCCUCCUCGUUCGCCUUCGCCGAAGCCGCACGCCUCGUCGCUGAUGCCUGGGCUUUCCUCUCUGAUCCCGUUCAUAAAUCGGCCCUCGACGCGGACCUCGAUGCCGCCGCCGCAGCUCGCGCGUACCAAUCUCCUCCAAAUCUACCGCAGCUGCACUCGCAGUCACCUCUGCCUGCACGGCUAACUCCGCCGGUGGCUGCUCCCUCUCCACGCCAAACUCCACUGCCUGCUGCUCCCUCCCCGCGGUCGACUCCGCCGCUGGUUUCUCCCUCUCCGCGGGCAACAUCACCGCCGGUUGCUUCCCCUGCACGGCAAACUCAGCGGCCGGUUGCCCCCCAAACACGGCCAGCACCGCUGCCGGCUGCUUCUGCUCCACGGUCUACUCCACCACCACCGGUUGCUCCUCAAACACGGUCAACACCGCCGCCAGCUGCUCCCGCUCCACGGCCUACUCCACCACCACCUGUUGUUCCCCAAACACGGUCAAGUACACUGCAGCCGAGUACUCCCCAAACGCCGGUGGCUGCAACUGUCCCAGCAGUGAAGUCUGGUGCGGCACCUUCAUCAACGUUCUGGACAGUGUGCUCGGCCUGCUGCCACAUUCACCAGUUCGACUGCCAAUAUGAGACGCGCAAGUUGCUGUGCCCUAGCUGCCGUCAGCCAUUUGUGGCCAAGGCAAUGGCUGAGCCACCGCCUAUUGUGCCGGGCACCGACAUGUAUUACUGCACUUGGGGCUUCUUCCCCUUUGGGUUCCCUGGGUGUCCUGGCUUUGAAAGAAUGGUCAAUGCACAGCCAUCGGGACUAGAUCAGCUGAAUGCGCCAUGGCUUGGAAGCACAGGUGGUGUGAAAGGUAAUGCUCAGAAUGGGGUGCCACCAGUUAGUGCCCCAGUAGUAGAGGUACCAGUCGAGGUUCCUGUAGAGGUGCCGGCAGUGACACCGCCAGCGAAGCCGAUGCGAGUGAAGGUGGGUGCGAAGAAGCGUGGUCGCCCGAAGGGUAGCAAGAACAAGAAGAAAUUAUGA
Messenger RNA from Miscanthus lutarioriparius, 1359 nucleotides. Lineage: Eukaryota; Viridiplantae; Streptophyta; Magnoliopsida; Poales; Poaceae. The record is from the annotation of a GenBank genome assembly.